CUCAUGCCAGACGCGAAUAUAUGCACAACUAUUGUAGAAUCUUCCGCGAAGCGCGGCAGUCUUCAUCAUACUGUGCCUUAAUUAUUAAUCAAUAAUUUCGACGCCUCACCAUUGAACAACGGAACAUGGCUCAUUUUUUAAGAGGAAAGCAAGCUGGGAUCCAGAACGACUUCUCCUCCGGACUCGGCCCAGAGCUGUUUUUGCCGGAUGAUUUGACUCACUACGGCGUGAGCUCCCAAGUGUCUACGGUGGCCUAUGAUCCAGUACAGUCCCUCCUUGCGGUGGGAACCAAUGAGUCCAAGUAUGCUGGUGGCCAAAUAUAUGUCUAUGGCCAGAGAAGAGUUUGUGUAUCACUUAAUCUCUCGCGUCGAGCCUCAGUAAAGUCGCUGCGAUUCUGUGCCGACAAACUCAUCUGCCUCGAUUCCAAAAAUGAGGUUACAAUCUUCCUGCUCAAUGAGAGGCGACCUGAGGCCAAAUACACACCUCCGUCAUUGGUAACAGCAUUGUUGACAGAUCCGAGCAUGGACUGGAUGUUUUUGGGUCUUCAGAAUGGUGAAAUCGUUGCAUAUGAUCUGGAUCGUAAUGAGCUUGCUCCAUUUAAGCUGCCCAACUUCUGGAGGUCCCGCAGUCCUCGGAGCCGAUCUCCGCCAAUUGUAUCAUUGUCACUGCAUCCUCGAGACAUCGGGAAGCUAUUGAUUGGUUAUACUGACGGUGCCAUUAUUUUCUCUUUCAAAGAGAACCAACCGAUAACAUAUCUCGAGUAUGAGCUGCCAGCCGGUGCACCGGGAGGUGAUGCCGAUCCCACAUCUAUGAACACCAUUCGUCGCCCCAGGCUGACCCAAGCUUUAUGGCAUCCCACUGGAACUUUUGUCUUGACUGGUCAUGAAGACUCCAGCUUCGCCAUCUGGGAUCCGAAAGACGGGCGUCUCAUCAUGGCGAGAACUCUUCAGGAUGUAAACGUUCAUAAGCAAGGGGCCCCUGUGGGUUCUUCGGGUUCCAGUCCUGGAACAUUUUCUGUCAACGCGCCUUUAUUUCGAAUAGCGUGGUGCUCGAAACAGAAUGCGGAUGAUACUGGUAUUCUCAUUGCUGGUGGCAGGCCAACGACGCAGCUGGGGAAGGGUCUCACUUUUGUUGACCUUGGCAAAACACCAAAUUAUAUGACUUCGUCCUGGCAGAUCCUCUCGGAUCAUUUUGCGUCUCCGAAAAAGCAGCAUGUUCUGUCCACCCCCUCGGCUGCCGAAGUGAUCGAUUUCUGCUUGGUUCCUCGAACAUCCCCGCAUUAUGAGGGCUGCCAUGACCCAAUAGCAAUUUUGGGUCUUUUGUCCUCGGGCGAGAUUAUUACGUUAAGCUUCCCUAGCGGACAUCUUAUAUCCCCGUCAAACCAGCUGCAUGUGUCUUUAUCUUUUGUUCAUCCAUUCAUCAACAAAAUCGCCUUGUCUACCGUUGAGAGGACCCGCUGGUUAGGAAUGGUGGAAGCCAGAGCCCAUGGACCUCAAUUCCUGAAAGGAGGUGCGGAAGCAACUCAUCCUUUACGUCGGUUUGAACGCCGAAAUAUUGUAUUGGCGGCGCAUGCAGAUGGCGUUAUCCGAAUCUGGGAUGCUGGACACGGGGAUGAGAUCGAAAAUGCGAAUGUUGUUCAAGCUGACGUUCCUCGAGCGGCUGGAGAUGUGACAAACGUAGAGGUUGCUGCAAUGUCCAUGUCUGGCGUCACUAGCGAGCUCGCUGUUGGGCUAAAGUCUGGGGAGAUUUUGGUGUUUCGAUGGGGUGUCAAUCAGUUCUAUGGAUCAGAGCUAGCAGAUACGAGCCAGCAAGCCAGCGAGACGUCCGUUCUAGAUAUUCAAGACCGGGCGGACCCUUCUCUGAAAGAGGGUCUCCUCCCUCAGGUACUGCUCCAACUGGGACUUGGACCCGUGUCAGCCAUUAAAAUGACAGAUGUCGGCUUUGUGGGGGCAGGGUUUGAGAAUGGAGAACUGAUCAUUCUCGAUAUGCGAGGUCCUAAUGUCAUCUACCAAGCAAAUUUGAGCUCUUUUGUUCAACGAAGCAAGCGCUCCAGCUUCUUGAAAGGAGAAGACUUGGUUGGAGACAAACCAGAGUGGGCGACUACAAUAGAAUUUGGCACCAUGUGCCUUGAUGGCGAAGAUUAUACUAGCCUCUUAUGCUUUGUUGGAACAAAUACCGGUCGCGUUGCCACUUUAAAAAUCCUUCCAGGGCCAAGCGGAGGCUAUGCGGUGCAGUUUGCUGGUUCAACCGCUCUUGAUGAUCGCGUUGUGUCCAUUACACCAUUAAAUAUAGACUCCGGAUAUGCUACAUAUGCUACGCAAGCGGCAGUGGCCAACCUGAGGACCGGCUCCAAAGUGAACGGGGUGAUUGUUGCAGUCUCUGUGUCCGGUGCUCGAAUUUUCAAACCGACAUCUGCAAAAGGAGCUCAUAAGAGUUGGGACAAAUACUUUUGUGACACCGCCAGUGUUGUUCAUGUGCAUGACCGUGGUGCUGCUAUAGUCGGGUUGUUUGGCGACGGCAGCGCAAGAGCAUAUUCAAUACCAGGAAUUAAGGAGAUUGGAGAAGCUAAGCUUGAUCACAAGCUUGAUAUCAGGCGGUUUUCCGAUUCCGCCAUUUCACAAAACGGCAAUCUCUUCGCGUGGGCUGGUCCAUCAGAGUUAGCCGUGAUCGAUCUAUGGGGAGUCGGAGAAGAGAGGGUCAAAUGUUAUGACAAACUUUACAAUCCCGAUGCGCUCGUCCCAGCUAGACCGACAAUCUCAGGCGUUCAAUGGAUCUCAGGAACUCAAUACGUUACGCCUAGUGACAUGGACGUUCUCAUCGGCGGUCCCAAUCGCCCACCUUCGCGGCGAAUGGUUGAGGAAGCAAGACUUCAGCAGGAGCAGCGUCAUCUCGCUGGCCCGGGCCGGUCUUCGUCUGCAUCCGAUGAAGGGUACUGGGCAUACAUGCAACGCCAGCUAAGUGAAAGAGCUGAACAGCUGGGGAUUAGCAGCGAUUCUAUGGAUAGAUUGGAAGAACAUAGUUCGGGUUGGGCCGAUGAUGUCAGUAAAUUCGUUAGCCAGCAAAAGCGUAAAGCAGUCUUUGGAGCGCUCUCCAGUAAAUUUGGGCUCUGAAAGAACUCUUCGUAAGGGGAUUUUUUGCUAUAACAGAUCCGUUGAAGCCCCAUGGUUGCCCCACUUAACGCCCUGCUUUCUCUCAUUUCCGUUCUCGACCUGUCUUUAUUUCACCUCCCGUUCCGAUCCUGAUUUCGGCCCGCCUUGGGAUGAUAACGGACAAACUGACGGUCUGCAUAUUGGCUCUAUUAUCUUGUAGAUGCUUGAAGCAUUUCAUGGUGAUGUAUAUAGAAUUACGGUGUCUUGUUCUGUGGUCAGAUAGGACUAUUUAUUUUCACAGCAACGAUAUUGACGACCCAGAAAUUGAUUUAAUUUGAAUGCCC
This is a messenger RNA of Xylona heveae TC161, 3433 nucleotides long. Its product is annotated as putative snare-dependent exocytosis protein. Gene Ontology annotation, molecular function: GTPase activator activity; syntaxin binding; myosin II binding. The record is from RefSeq and is a predicted model, not a curated record. Gene Ontology annotation, biological process: regulation of exocytosis; establishment of cell polarity; regulation of protein secretion. The transcript has 8 exons. The coding region runs from base 126 to 3110 and encodes 994 amino acids. Gene Ontology annotation, cellular component: plasma membrane; cytoplasm. Lineage: Eukaryota; Fungi; Ascomycota; Xylonomycetes; Xylonales; Xylonaceae.